Penicillium salamii is the source of this 783-nucleotide messenger RNA. NCBI's taxonomy places the organism in Eukaryota, Fungi, Ascomycota, Eurotiomycetes, Eurotiales, Aspergillaceae. The record is from the annotation of a GenBank genome assembly.
AUGAAGUCCUUCUCCCCCGUUGCCCUGGCCCUGAUGGCCGCCUUCGGCAUGGUCGCCGCUGACCCUUCUGCCUCUGAGUGCGCUACUAUGUGUGUGUCCAACAUGAACAACAAGGCCUCCGAGCUCGGCUGCAAGGCCGACGAUAUGUCUUGCCUGUGCAAGACCGAUGACUACAAGUUCGGUAUCCGUGACUGCACCAAGCAGGCCUGCCCCAGCGAUGACGCUGAGAAGGUCCUGGCCAUGGCUGUCGCCAAGUGCCCUGGUGGCAAGGCCGGCUCUGACGCUUCGUCUUCCAGCUCCAGCUCCAGCUCUGACUCCGACUCCACCUCUACUGGCACUGGCGCCGGUGCUGGCAGCGACUCGACCACCUCAAUGACCGGCUCUAGCACCAAGACUGGCACCGAUGCCUCCGCCACUGGUACCCAGACUGGUUCUGACGCCUCUGGCUCCAUGACUGGCACUGGUGCUUCUGGCUCCGUCACCGGCACCGGCUCUCACACUGGCUCCAUGACCGGUUCCAUGACUGGCUCUAUGACCGGCUCUGACUCCACCAUGAUGACCGUCACUAGCACCAGCUCUGGCUCCUCCUCCUCCGAGACCGGUAGCGGCUCUGGUUCCGACUCCGACUCCAACUCUGACAGCUCUGACUCUGGCAGCGAUGCCUCUGGCUCUGCUGCUGGCUCUGCUGCCCCCACUUCCACCGAUGGUGCUGCCAACCCCAUGGCCACUGUUGGCAGUGGUGCCAUGGGUGCCCUCGGCCUCGUUGCUCUCCUUGCCCUGUAA